This is a messenger RNA of Hansenula ciferrii, 984 nucleotides long. It is a transcript of the gene ECT1, whose product is annotated as ethanolamine-phosphate cytidylyltransferase. Gene Ontology annotation, biological process: phosphatidylethanolamine biosynthetic process. The record is from RefSeq and is a predicted model, not a curated record. Bases 1 to 984 code for a protein of 327 amino acids. Gene Ontology annotation, molecular function: ethanolamine-phosphate cytidylyltransferase activity. NCBI's taxonomy places the organism in Eukaryota, Fungi, Ascomycota, Saccharomycetes, Phaffomycetales, Wickerhamomycetaceae. Gene Ontology annotation, cellular component: cytoplasm. The transcript has a single exon.
AUGACACAAUCAGAUUUGAUAGAGGAUCGUAUUUGGAUCGAUGGAUGUUUUGAUUUUUUCCAUCAUGGUCAUGCAAAUGCAAUUUUACAAGCUAAACAAUUAGGUUCAGAAUUAUAUAUUGGUAUUCAUAGUGAUGAAGAAAUUACAUUAAAUAAAGGUCCAACCGUUAUGAAUUUAAAAGAACGUGAAUUUACAAUAGAUUCAAAUAAAUGGACUACCAAAACAAUUAUAAAUGCUCCAUACGUGACACAACCUGAAUGGAUGAAUAAAUAUCAAUGUAAAUAUGUGGUUCAUGGUGAUGAUAUUACUACUGAUAGUGAUGGGAAUGAUUGUUAUGGGAUUGUUAGAGAUGAAGGUAGAUUAAAACUAGUUAAGAGAACUGAAGGUGUUAGUACAACUGAUUUAAUUAAUAGAUUAUUACUACCAACUGAUAAACAUUAUAUUAAAGAUAUUCAAUCAAUGUUGAAAGAAUUUAAAAAUUUGAUUAGAGAUUUUGCAACGGAUAUUGAUGGGAAAACUUUAUAUAAUAAUGUUUGGUACUUGGAUCAAGGUGAUUUAAAAUCAUUAUUUCAAAAAAAAGAUUGGCCAGCAAAUCAAGAAUAUAUUUAUAUUGAAGGUUCUUUUGAUUUAUUUAAUCCUUAUCAUAUAAGUGUCUUGAAAGAAUUAAAAUCUAAAGGUUAUAAGUUAUUAGUUGGUAUUUAUUCUGAUGGGAUUGAAAAUACAAGUAUGGAUUUAAUUCAAAGAUCAUUAUGUGUAUUACAAUCAAAAUUCAUAGAUGAUGUAAUCAUUGGAGUUUCAAUUAAUCAAAAUUUAUCAAAUUUUAAUAUAUUAGAAAAAUAUAAAGUUGAUGAAGGUUUUUCAAAUGAAUUUGAUUAUUUAAAUCAUAGAGGAAUAAGUAAAAGAAUUCAAAAUCAUUAUGAUUUAUAUAUUGAAAGACAACGUAAAAAGGGGGUUAAACAUGAAUUUGAAAAAAAUAUGAGUUAG